Molecule: messenger RNA, 3287 nt
Organism: Pomacea canaliculata
Lineage: Eukaryota; Metazoa; Mollusca; Gastropoda; Architaenioglossa; Ampullariidae
Product: nose resistant to fluoxetine protein 6-like
Exons: 16
Coding region: 904-2004 (366 amino acids)
Molecular function (GO): acyltransferase activity, transferring groups other than amino-acyl groups
Source: RefSeq, a predicted model, not a curated record
GGGAAAACCACGCACCCCAUCAGUCAUAAGUAAACAAGAACAAUGCAUGUUCUAAAUUUAGUAACACGCUCGCUGAUCACAUGAUGACGGAUCAGGCACCGGGGUAGCAAGGUCGAUCUCACCGAUUAUCCUCAAGCUGGUUUGUUUACCUCAGCAUAGUUUUGCGUAACUUUAUCUGAUGCUGCAGCUUCAUGUGUCAAGGAACCUGCCAGCUGCUAUGGGUGUUGUGAUAUUGCUAACAGCAUUGCUUUGCGUGCAGAUAUGCACCGCUCAACAAAUGCCAUCCUACUUCCAAAAAUUUGCCAUGGCAAAAGCUUCAUCAUCCAGCGCAGAAAAAUCUUUUGUCUCAGAGCAGUUUCUUGAAGAUUUUCCAUCUUAUUAUCCCCAACACGCUUUCAAGAAGAGCUGUUUAAUGGAAUUGAUGAUUUUUUGUCUGGUAACAACACUGCAGGUAUAGCAAAUGUUUCCAAACUUUGCUUCAACCAGACAAGACAUAUUUUGGUAGGUUUGGUAGGAGGAGAGCCUUGGGCACUUACAUUGCUGGAUAUCAUAGGCAAACCCCCACCUAACUUGAAAGGCUUAAACUUUGUUUGGCCUGGGGCAUACAAAGAGUGCUUCAACUUGACUGUAAAUGACAGCAACAGCUUAAUCCAGGCAGAAUUCAAGGGACAGUACUGUACAGCAUCACUGAUACUUUCUGAGGCAAUACCUUUUGCUGUUAUCAAUGAGGGACUCUGUGUACCCAAUUCUUGCUCAAGUGAAGAUGUUACUCUAUUUUUACAAGUUUUGGCAAGGAGAUGGAAUAAAGAAAAACAAGUAUCUGCAACAUGUCAAAAACCAAGCAAGCCUUUGGACAGAUAUGCUAUUGCAGGAGUGGUUGUGUGCAGUGUGUUUGCUGCACUGAUGGUGAUUGGCACGUUGAUAGAUAUAGUUGCCAUUCAAAUGCCUAAAUGGAGGUCCCAGGAAAUGGACAGCCUUGGCAUCAAUUCUGUGUUUGAGAAUGUACCUGAAGAAGAGAAGCCUUUGUUACUGGGUUUUAAAACAGGCAUAGCUUCACCUGAACCAGGCCUAAUUGUCCAGAUCCUGGUAUCAUUUUCUGUGUAUACAAAUGGCUCUAAGCUGCUGAGUACCACUCAGUCACACAACAACCUUGCCUGCUUGCAUGGGAUACGUUUUUUCAGCAUGACCUGGGUGGUCUUAGGUCAUACAUUCAUCACGCCACUUGGAGCUGCAUCAAACUUCUAUAGCUACUAUAUGGAAGUACAGGAUCGGUGGAGUUUUCUUGCCAUCUCUAAUGCAGUGUUCUCUGUGGAUACUUUUUUUGUGCUAAGUGGUCUUCUUGUCGCCUUCUUAUCAUUGAAAGAGAUGAAGAGAUGUGCUGGAAGAUUAAACUGGGCCAUUUUUUACUUACAUCGCUUUUGGAGGCUCACACCACCUUACAUGCUGAUCCUCCUUCUGUAUGUGUGUCUGGGACCAUACUGGGGAAGUGGCCCAAUGUGGCCUGACAAGCAACCAGAUCGAGACAACUGCAAGAUGUCAUGGUGGACCAACUUGCUGUACAUCAACAAUUUUGUAGACCUGGAUAACAGUUGCAUGGGCUUCACUUGGUACCUUGCUAAUGACAUGCAAUUUUACAUACUGAGCCCUCUCAUUUUUGUUCCAUUCUAUUACUCGGUGAAAUAUGGUAUGAUCGCAUAUGGAAUUUUUCUUACGGCAACAGUCGUCACCCCUGCCUGCCUUACUGUGGCAGACCAUCUACCAGCCAGCUUGUUCACUGCUGGUACUCAGGGUGUAGUGGAGAAAUACCAGCAUGAGCUGUACAUCAAACCAUACACUCGCAUGGGUCCAUAUAUAGUUGGCAUGGUAACAGGAUACCUCUUGUACCACUAUAAUUGCAGAAUCCAAAUUAAUAAGAUUCUGAAUCUGUUUGGGUGGAUAGUUGCAACUGCUGUGGGUUUGGCCGUGGUGUAUGGACUUUAUGAUGACUUUGAAGGUCAUAUUUGAGCGUGUCAUUGUCUGCUUUGUACAAUGCUCUCAGCCGCACAGCCUGGGGAGCCUGUGUAGCAUGGGUCAUUUUUUCCUGUGUUACUGGCAAUGGAGGAUUUGUGAACACUAUUUUGUCAUGGAAAGCACUAGUGCCCCUAAGUCGUCUGACUUACUGUGUCUACUUGGUACACAUCAUAAUAAUGGAAGCAUACUUCUACAGCAGAGACACCCCAUUCUAUGUCUCAGAUGAGAAUGUGGUGAUAGCCUUCCUUGGCCUUCUUUUAUUCUCCUUCAUGGUUGCUGCAGUUAUUUCCAUUGCAUUCGAGGCGCCCAUGAUGGCAUUGGAGAAGGUGCUUCUGAAAACUCUGAAGAGGAGAGAAUGAACUUUGCUAUUUCUACACUCUAUUUUUUUUUUUUUGCCACUGAUUUGAUGCAACACUGACUCGGGCAUAGGAAAGGGUAAGGAAGACGAUCUGAAUAUCUCAAGUGAGCUGUGACUGUAUUAAAAAUUUUUAUGUGUCAAGAUUAAGGAUAGAUCAUUUUUAAAUGCAGACAAAACUGUUUAAAACUAACAAAGACUUUUUGAUUGGUAUGUAUGAAUCACACGAUUUCAACUUGUUCAUUGGUCGUCAGUACACUGUCCAGUGCUUAUAGUGUGUGUGUGUGUGUGCACACAUGCACAUAUUUAUGCAUAAAGUUGUUUUCUUGCUCUUGUUGCAUUUAUUCAACAGAAUUAAAUAGAAUUUAAGUCUGUACUCAUUAAUUUUUUUGUGCAAAUACAGUCAUAAUUACAAAUAUUCUGUACAGUUGAAAAUAAUAAGUUGGAAUGCUUGUGGAGACAUUAGAUUCAGAUUGAAUUAACAUGUAACUUUCUUGCAUAACCUUAUAAAAUGCUUUCACAUAAAGUUGAUAGUUGUAAUUAUUUUACAGCUGAUAUAGUUUUGUACAUGAUGUUUAACAGAUUUGUGAUAUCUUUUCAGAGCUCAAAGUGUUGUUUACCUAUUUAGUAGCUGAGUUUCCUUAGGAUUUUUGGUGGAAAUCUUUUACUAGGAUAUUCUAUUUGACACUAUAUCAUCCUAAUUUGAAACACAAUCUCUAAAUGACAUUAGAUGAAUCUCAAUUGUAUGUGCCAUCUUUAUUAAAGAAAAAUAUUUACACCUUUUGAAUGUCACAGUUUAUAUUUUCCAGUGUUGUAUUGCAUAACACAUGUAGCAUUAAGGUUCUUUUAGAUAUACAUGUAUUUGUAAUUUUAUGACAUCACAGUGAGCUCACCCUCACUGAAUAAAGACGUUUUUAAGGAA